Messenger RNA from Oncorhynchus mykiss (rainbow trout), 2161 nucleotides. NCBI's taxonomy places the organism in Eukaryota, Metazoa, Chordata, Actinopteri, Salmoniformes, Salmonidae. The record is from RefSeq and is a predicted model, not a curated record.
CGGAGGUGAUGAUGGCGUUGGAGGAGCAGCAUCGCUGAGUUCGCUCCUCUGAGCCUUUGAUAUUAUUAUAAUUAUAACAACGGUCGAAAUACAAUUACUCGCCUCGAUCUCCUAACCAGAAAGGAUGGGGAACGAAGGGAGCAUCGAGGGAGGCGGACAACCCGGGGAACCGGGCUCCAUCUCUAUGGCGGGAGCGCCUGGUUCCAUUUCAGCACCACUGGGCUCUGGACAGCUCAACAAGCCCGCCAAUGGUGCUGCUGCCGGGGGAGGAAUGGGUGGCGGACCGGGAAUUAAUAGGGUUCCCAUGGGGAGUCCUAAAUCUGGGAUGCAGACUGGCUAUGGAGGAAUGGGUGGAGGAGGAGGUCAGAGACUGGCCAACCAAGAGAGCCACAGGCCGAUGCAGCAUAGCUCAGGCCUAGUCCAUGGCUCAGGCCACGGCCCAGGCCCAGGGCAGGCUCAGGGUUAUGGGCCAGGGAUGGGUGCUGGGAUGGGUGGUGGUCCAGGUCAGCAUGGCCAGAGCCCCGGUCAGCCCGGUCAGCACGCCUCCAGACGAAACCUCCAGGUGGACUUUAGCGGUUCGGGUGGCCGGACGGGUCGCUCCUCCUCAAUGUCCCCGGACCGUGGGAUCACUCCCACCUCACCCUACUCAGUGCCCCAGAUCGCCCCCAUGCCCGUCAGCAAGCUGUGCCCACUCUGCUCCACCACGGAGCUGACCAAUCCGCCGGCCCUGCCAAACUACAACACCUGCACACAGUGCCGCUCCACCGUCUGCAACCAGUGUGGCUUCAACCCCAACCCCCACCUCACAGAGGUCCAGGAGUGGCUCUGUCUCAACUGCCAGAUGCAGAGGGCGUUGGGCAUUGACAUGACCACCGCACGAUCCAAGAGCCAGCCGCAGAUCCACUCUCCAUCCCACCAAGCCAAACCCAUUGUCCAGCCAUCACCUGUUCAUCCAGCCCAGCUAAAAUCCCAUCCCCAGCCCCCACUUCAGUCUUUACCCCACUCCCAGCCCCAGGCCCAACCCUAUGGUCAAACUCAGCCCCAGGCCCAGCCCUACGGUCAAUCCCAGCCACAGUCCUUUGGCCAAACUCAGCCCCAGCCCUAUGGUCAAUCCCAGCCUCAGCAACAGCCCUACAGCCAAACUCAGCCCCAACCCUAUGGUCAAUCCCAGCCCUAUGGGCAGUCCCAGCAACAGCUCUAUGGUCAAUCCCAGCCCCAACAACAACCCUACGGCAAAAGCCAGGCCCAGCAACAGCCCUUUGGCCAAACCCAGCCUCAAGACAACCCCCAGGCUCAGCAUCAGCCACAGCCCUCCCCUGGCCUACAGAGACACCCUGUCGCCGGCUCAGCCUCCAUGCCCGGGUCUUCGACAAGCUCUCCCCAGCACAUCCCAUAUGGCCAGAGAGGGCCUGGAGGUCCCGGCCAGCCCCGGAUACCCCACCCUGGGGCAGUCCCCCUGGUGGGCAUGGCCAAGGCUCCCUCCCAGCCAGACCUGGGCAGAGGAAUACCGAUGCACCAGGGCGGCCGCCAGGCUGCCAGCGCUGGCUCCUCCCCCGCACAUCGACCCUCCGCCCCCCAGGGGCAGCCCCCCCAGGACGGCCUGACCAAACUCUUUGGCUUUGGGGCGUCGCUCCUCAACCAAGCGGCCAGCACCCUGGCAUCUGUGGACCCCCUCUCAGGGCCACCGUCCUCCCAGCCCUCCCCUGCCAGGGGUGGACCUGCCAAUAAACAAGAAGGACCUCCUGGUGCCAAACCUUUCCAGACAGGUGGCCCGCAUGCACCCCAAGUGGGUGGCCUCCAUGCACCAACUCAGAAAGGGCCCCAACAGCAGCAGUUGCCUGCACAUCAACACAAGGGGCCACAGCAGCAGCAAGGGUCUCCCCUCAAACAGCAGCAGCAGCAGCCGGCGGCCAGACAGGAGCCUCCUCCCAAGCCUGUGGAGCCUGAGAAGCCCAAAGUCAACUGCCCCCUGUGUAAGACGGAGCUCAACAUCGGCAGCACAGCCGAGCCGCCCAACUACACCUCCUGCACCCAGUGCCACGCCCAAGUGUGCAACCUGUGCGGAUUCAACCCAGCGCCCCACCUGGAGGGAAUGUGGCUUGUAUCUCAUCUCAAGCUCGACAUCAUAGCAUCCCCACAUAGUGGUGCGAUCUCGCGGUAA